This is a messenger RNA of Akanthomyces muscarius, 267 nucleotides long. RefSeq lists its product as uncharacterized. The record is from RefSeq and is a predicted model, not a curated record. Lineage: Eukaryota; Fungi; Ascomycota; Sordariomycetes; Hypocreales; Cordycipitaceae. The transcript has 3 exons. The coding region runs from base 1 to 267 and encodes 88 amino acids.
AUGCUCGCUGCAAUUAAAACGCGUCGCGUGAUGCGGCCCUCUCGUGAUUCAGGUCAUCAAAUUUACCUCGGGCUUCGAUGCUACGACUUGCGACCCUUUGUCACCUGCCCUUUCCAUGCCGCUUUCCCGUCCUUGACAUCUUUCCAAGGGAGGGUUAGUCUCCUGACGCAGAACAGCGCGACGGCGAACUCGUACAAAGUACCCGUCCACGCUGUCCAAAGAGGACAUCUGCCCGUUCUCGUCGUGGCCAAGACCAAUUACGCUUAG